Limulus polyphemus (Atlantic horseshoe crab) is the source of this 2207-nucleotide messenger RNA. RefSeq names its product stearoyl-CoA desaturase 5-like. Gene Ontology annotation, molecular function: iron ion binding; stearoyl-CoA 9-desaturase activity. Bases 560 to 1534 code for a protein of 324 amino acids. Gene Ontology annotation, cellular component: endoplasmic reticulum membrane. The record is from RefSeq and is a predicted model, not a curated record. Gene Ontology annotation, biological process: unsaturated fatty acid biosynthetic process. NCBI's taxonomy places the organism in Eukaryota, Metazoa, Arthropoda, Merostomata, Xiphosura, Limulidae. The transcript has 5 exons.
AUGAUACAACAGUGUUCGUCUGCAGCCAGCGGUUAUACUCUCCAACGUCUUUCAUUGCGUUGUAAUCAACGUUUUAUUUUUCAUAUGGACAAAAUCGAUACAGAGGGUCAAAUAGAAGCGCAAAUUAUACGUUAAAGUAUUGAUUAUGUGUACAGUUUUAUUUUCGUGCUAAACACCAUCUUUAAAAAAUUGUAACCAACGCAGUCGUUAUAUUCAUGAUAGAAAUAAAAAGUACUGCGAUUUAAAUUUGUUACUGCUUCUAAGUAAAUAAUCGUUAGUAACGUGUAUCUAUGUAGAUUAACUUAAUCAAUUAUCUGACUGUGCUUUGUUUCAUUGGUACUUUGUGCCUGGAUAAACGUAUGUCUUCCUUGCAGAUAGGCCCUUUUGUUUGAUCUCACCACUAGUUCCGAACCAGUGUAAACAUAGAGACUCAGCACAGGUUUACAUCAUCUGAUACUGAGUCACAGUGGAACGUUCCUGUCAGCACGAGCCAUUUGGUGACGUCGUUCUUCAGAAAACGUACUUCGUAUUAGGCUAGAAAGGCAGCACCACGUCCGAAAUGCUGGCUUCCAAUCGAUCUACUGCAACGGUAAUGGAAAAGAACAUUCCAGAGACUGCAACGGUAAUGGAAAAGAACAUUCCAGAGAAGGAAAAGGGUUCUUCAAAACUUCGAAUUGUCUGGAGAAACGUUUACAUUUUUGCGUUUCUUCACGCAACUUCCUUGUAUGCCAUCUACCUAGUAUUCACAUCAACAUUGCUGAAAACGGUCGUAUUUGCGUUUGUAUUGUACGUUAUAUCAGGCUUAGGCAUAACUGCUGGAGUUCACCGGUUAUGGGCACAUCGAUCUUACAAAGCCAAGUGGCCUCUGAGACUACUGUUGGCAUUCUUUAACUCGGUGGCAUUUCAGAACGACAUCUAUGAAUGGUCCAGAGACCACAGAGUCCAUCAUAAGUUUUCUGAGACGGACGCCGACCCCCAUAACGCUACACGUGGAUUUUUCUUCUCACACAUAGGAUGGCUAUUAGUUAAAAAACAUCCUGACGUCAUUGAGAAGGGAAAGACGGUCGAUUGUACCGACAUCUUGGCAGACCCAGUUGUUAGAUAUCAGAGGAAAUACUACAUUCCGUUGAUUGUAUUAUGCUGUUUCGUCAUGCCUACUGUAGUGCCAGCCUGGUUCUGGAAUGAAACUUACUGGAACGCUUUCUACGUGGCCGUGAUCCUCCGUUAUUGCUGGACAUUAAACAUAACCUGGCUAGUAAACAGUGCCGCCCACAUGUGGGGAAAUAGGCCUUACGAUCGCUAUAUUAAUCCACGAGAAAACAAAUACGUUAUAGUCAGCACAAUGGGAGAAGGAUUCCAUAACUACCAUCAUACUUUUCCAUGGGAUUACGCCACAAGUGAGUUAGGCUUCAGGUGGAACAUAACCACUAUGUUUAUUAACUUCAUGGCCUUUCUUGGUCUGGCUUAUGACCGAAAAACUGUUUGUCUCGAGGUGAUCAGGAAGCGAAAAGAAAGAACCGGAGACGGCAGUUAGUAUAUGUUCUGUUUGAUGUACCUUUCUGAAACUAAUAGUGGACUUUUUGACUAAUUACUAUCACGUGACAGACCAUCUCUCGCUUUUUCUUGUAUAUUUUGUUACGAAAUACUUUUCUUUAUGUACUAAAAUGCCAAGAGACUAAAAGGCACUAAUAGAUUGCCCACCUUCUGUUCUUAUUUGUUUUCUAAAGGAAACAAAAAGAUAAAGAAUACAAAGGGCAGGAUAUUAAAGUUAUUUUAUUGUUAACCAGUGUACAGUUUAUAAAUGUGUAGUUACAUGGAUCGUAUUUAAGAAAUUUCGUGUAAACUAUAUGGAGUACCAAAGUGUUAUUAUGUAUGUUAGAUAUAUAUAUACAGUCACACACAAAUGGUGUUUGCUAUUGUGUACCGUUACUAUAAUUUAGCAUCACACAUUGUGUAUUAUUGGCCUUGAAAUGCUGAAUCACCUAGAAAAUCCAAAUUCAUAGAUGUAUUAUUUUUUUCUUGAUAACUUUUGUUAUCCAUUAAUUCCUCGCAUUAUGUCAGUCAGUUUAUAAAUGAAGAAUUGAUCUGCGUUAUAAAGUAUUUCAAAUUGUGUAGAAUCUUACAGAACUAGCUCAGGUACUUGUAGCACUUUCAAAAGGUUGACGUUCUUGGUAAGGAUAUUAAAAUAAAAAGUUUUCCAUUCCCUA